Messenger RNA from Penicillium longicatenatum, 1491 nucleotides. RefSeq names its product purple acid phosphatase family protein. NCBI's taxonomy places the organism in Eukaryota, Fungi, Ascomycota, Eurotiomycetes, Eurotiales, Aspergillaceae. The transcript is spliced from 4 exons. Gene Ontology annotation, molecular function: metal ion binding; acid phosphatase activity. The record is from RefSeq and is a predicted model, not a curated record. The coding region runs from base 1 to 1491 and encodes 496 amino acids.
AUGGACCGCUUUGCAACCCUUGUGUCUGCUGCUUUGACAGCCUUCGCUCUUUUCUCCACGUCUGAGGCCGCCUGCUCUCCGAGAAAGAAUGACACUUGCCCUAUGCAGGUGCGUUCUGCCUAUGCCGGACCUGAAGGCAUGGUAGUCAGCUGGAACACUUACUCCCGGCUUUCCGAUCCCUUUGUCCGAUAUGGCAAGAGCCCACAUCACAUGGACAAGGUGGCUGUCUCGGAAGUCUCCGUCACCUAUCCCACCUCGACUACGUACAACAACCAUGUGUCCAUCAAGGACCUUGAGCCUAACACCGUCUACUACUAUGUACCAGUGGACGGCAAAGAGCAAACUCCUUUUAAAUUCAAGACUAGCCGUUCGGCAGGUGACAAGUCGCCCUACUCCAUUGCUGUCGUUGUCGAUCUGGGUUUGAUUGGGCCGGAUGGCCUGACGACUCAUGUUGGCACCGGUGCUGCUAACCCCCUUAAGCCGGGUGACAAGAACACCAUCCAGUCGUUAGAGGCACAGGGUGCUGAGACUGAGUUUUUGUGGCAUCCUGGUGACAUUGCCUACGCGGACUACUGGUUGAAGGAGGAGAUUCAGGGAUUCCUCCCUAACACUACCAUUGAGGGUGGGGCUAAGGUCUACGAGACGUUGUUAAACCAAUUUUACGAUGAGAUGACGGCGGUUACCGGUGUCAAGCCAUAUAUGGUUGGUCCUGGAAACCACGAAGCGAACUGCGACAACGGCGGCACCACAGAUAAAGCCCACGGUAUCAAAUACAACGUGUCGAUUUGUCUGCCAGGACAAACUAAUUUCACUGGUUUCAUCAACCACUUCCGCAUGCCAAGCGCCCAAUCUGGUGGUCUUGGGAACUUCUGGUACUCUUUCGACUACGGAAUGGUGCACUACGUCCAGCUGGACACCGAGACCGACCUCGGUCAUGGCUUCAUUGCCCCCGACGAGCCCAACGGUGUCGAAGCCGAAGAUGCUGGGCCAUUCAGCAAUCUGAAGAAUGCCCAGACGAAGUGGCUCGCUAAGGAUCUGGCCUCUGUAGAUCGCAGCAAAACUCCCUGGAUCAUCGUCGCUGGCCAUCGCCCCUGGUACGCAUCCAUUGGAACUGACGCCUCGGAUAACUGCUUCGACUGCAAGGACGUCUUCGAACCUCUUUUCCUGGAAAACAAUGUUGACCUGGUCCUGUCUGGUCACGUCCACGCCUAUGAGCGUACCGCCCCUACUGCCAACUUCACUGCUGACCCGAAGGAGCUUGAUAACCCUUCCUCCCCCUGGUAUAUCAUGAAUGGUGCUGCAGGCCACUACGAUGGUCUUGAUACCCUCAUCGAGCCGCGAAACAGCUACUCCCGUUUCUCGCAAGACACAGCCUAUGGGUGGAGCAGGUUGACCUUCCACAACUGCACCCACCUGACGCAUGAGUUUGUUGCUAGUGCGAACGGCACAGUACUGGAUACGGCUACAUUGUUUAAGGGUCAUAAAUGCUAG